CGUGGGUCUAGUAGAAGUUGUGUAUAGUAGAGCUUUACUUUGUUUUGGUUUUCAUUCUGUUACGUUUCUGUGGUGUUUGUCCAUACUGAAGUAGUAAUGUUGAAGUCUAAGACUUUUAUGAAAAAGACCCGCUCUGGCGGUGUAAUGAAGAUCGUUCGAGAGCACUACUUACGAGACGACAUUUGGUGUGGAUGUGAGCUAUGUCCCGAAUGCCCGGUUCAAGAGAAUUGGGUACUUGAGAGCUGUCCCCCUUUGGAGAGUAAGCUGUUUUCAACCCCACAUUAUAUGUUGCCUGAUACUAAUGUGGUGCUUCACCAGAUUGAUGUUCUUGAAGACCCUGUUAUUACAAAUGUGAUCAUCACUCAGACAGUUUUGCAGGAAGUCAGAAGCCGAAGUGCACCGGUGUACAAACGAAUCAAGGAUUUAAUCAAAAGCCCUGAUAGACACUUUUACACCUUCACCAAUGAACACCACAGAGAAACCUACGUUGAACAAGAACAGGGUGAAAGUGCUAAUGAUCGAAAUGACCGAGCUAUCCGUAUGGUGGUAAAAUGGUACAAUCAGCACAUCCGAAAAGGCAGACACAACUUAAAGGUGGUUUUAGUAACAAAUGACAGAAAUAAUAAAGAAAAGGCAGUUGGAGUAGGACUAGAGGCAUAUACAUGUGAAGAAUAUAUAAAAAGUUUGAUUGCUCAUCCAGAACUUGUUGAUCGCCUUGCUUGUGUAUCUGAUGAAAAUAGUGAGAUAACAAGUAGCAGGAAUAUCUACCCAGAGCAUCUUCCUCUUUCUAAGUUGCAGCAGGGUAUUAAAUCUGGGGCCUUUCUACAGGGUACCUUCAGAGCAAACAGGGACAAUUAUUUGGAAGCAACAGUUUGGGUUCAUGGAGAAGGAAACAAUGCCAAAGAGGUCCUUGUCCAGGGGCUGAUUAAUUUAAAUCGAGCAGUUCAUGAAGAUAUUGUGGCAGUGCAGUUGCUUCCAAAAGACCAGUGGGUAGCACCAUCAUCUGUGGUCCUUCAAGAUGAAGGGCCAGCCGAAGAUGAGGAUGAAGAAGAGAAAGAAAACAUUCUAAAGAAUAUUGUCAAUACAAACUUGGCAAAACCCACAGGUAAAGUGGUUGGAAUUAUCAAAAGGAAUUGGAGACCAUACUGUGGUAUGAUUGCAAAGUCGCACAUAAAAGAGGCAACAAGGCAUCUCUUUACACCAGCUGAUCGUCAGAUCCCCAGAAUUCGCAUAGAAACAAGACAAGCGUCAGUACUGGAACAUCAGAGAAUAAUUGUUGCUAUUGACGGGUGGCCCAAGAACUCUAGGUAUCCUAAUGACAUGAGAUAUCGAGUGGAUCUGAGACAUCUUUACAUUUGUAGUGUGGAUCCUCCGGGAUGUACAGAUAUUGAUGAUGCUCUACAUUGCCGGGAGCUGCCAAAUGGAAACCUUGAGGUUGGUGUACAUAUUGCUGAUGUUAGCCAUUUUAUACGACCUGGAAAUGCUCUGGAUCAAGAGUCUGCUAAAAGGGGAACGACUGUGUACCUUUGUGACAGGAGGCUUGAUAUGGUUCCAGACUUGCUUAGUUCAAAUUUAUGCUCUUUGAGAUCCGAUGGUGAAAGGUUUGCAUUUUCUUGCAUAUGGGAAAUGAAUCGGAAUGCUGAGAUUAUAAAAACAAAAUACACAAAAAGUAUAAUUUUUUCUAAGGCAUCCCUUACAUAUGCUGAAGCUCAGAUGAGAAUCGAUGAUAAAAGCAUGAAUGAUGAAAUUACUGUGAGUUUACGCUGGUUGAAUAAGCUUGCAAAAAUUCUUAAAAAGCGAAGGAUAGAUAAAGGAGCUUUAACACUGUCGUCACCAGAGGUCCGUUUUCAUAUAGACAGUGAGACUCAUGAUCCAAUUGACCUGCAGACCAAAGAGCUAAAGGAAACUAAUUCCAUGGUUGAAGAGUUUAUGUUACUUGCUAAUGUCUCAGUUGCAGAAAAGAUUUAUGAGGAAUUUUCAGAAUGUGCACUGCUCAGGAAACAUCCUGCUCCUCCUCCAUCAAAUUACGACAUCCUUAUAAAGGCAGCAGCAUCUUGGAAUGUGGAAAUUCAUACUGACACAGCAAAAGCUUUGGCUGAUUCCCUGGAUAAGGCAGAAGUGCCAGAAUUUCCAUAUUUCAACACACUGAUAAGGAUUUUGGCCACCCGCUGCAUGAUGCAGGCUGUGUACUUCUGCUCAGGAAUGGAUACCGAUUUCCAUCAUUAUGGUCUAGCAUCACCUAUUUACACACAUUUUACAUCUCCAAUUAGAAGGUACUCUGACAUCAUAGUUCAUCGACUGUUGGCUGUUGCUGUAGGGGCAGACUGCACAUAUCCAGAUCUCAUGGACAAACACAAGCAAGCAGCACUCUGCAACAACUUGAACUACAGACAUAAAAUGGCCCAGUACUCACAGCGAGCGUCUGUCGCAUUUCAUACUCAGCUGUUCUUCAAAAGUAAAGGUAUUGUGGAUGAAGACGGAUAUGUCUUGUUUGUGAGAAAAAAUGCAAUCUCAGUGUUAAUCCCAAAGUUUGGUUUAGAAGGCACAGUUUUCUUUGAAGAAAAGGAUAAAGCAGCACGAAAUCUGAAGUAUGAUGAGGAGAUUCCAACACUUACUGUGGAAGGUGUAGUAUUUCGUGUUUUUAUGAAGGUGACAGUAAAAAUUUCUCUAGAUGCUUCCAACAUUCAACAUCAGAAAAUAAGAAUGGCACUAGUGGAGCCUAAGAUACCAGGGAUCAGCGUUCCUAGUUCAGUCAAUGGUAAAACCGAACCCGAAGUUAAAAGACCCAAGUUGAGCACAUAGACAUACUGAAACAUUUUUAACAAUUAACAUUAUAUUUAUUAAAAUUUUUUUUAUUGAUCUCAUGUUUUUUUGAAUAUAUAAUGUAGUCAUAAUGUUACCAAGUAUCCAUACCGCCUUCUUUAGCAAACUGUUUAAUGUAAUUGAAACAGAUUUGAAAUGGAUUUAACUUAAGUAGAUGGGUAUACCUCAAUAUCAGAAAAUGGAACUAGUCAAUAGUGUUAGCAGUUUUUUCAUGUGAUGACCUGUCUGUGUAUUGCAACAUUGGUUUUAAAUUCAUUAGUUUUAUUCUGUUAAAAGUGGGUACCAUGAUAAAUUAUAUAAAAUCCUUAA
Protopterus annectens (West African lungfish) is the source of this 3132-nucleotide messenger RNA. It is a transcript of the gene DIS3, whose product is annotated as DIS3 homolog, exosome endoribonuclease and 3'-5' exoribonuclease. The coding region runs from base 97 to 2802 and encodes 901 amino acids. The record is from RefSeq and is a predicted model, not a curated record. Gene Ontology annotation, molecular function: RNA binding; endonuclease activity; 3'-5'-RNA exonuclease activity. Gene Ontology annotation, biological process: rRNA catabolic process. Gene Ontology annotation, cellular component: cytoplasmic exosome (RNase complex); nuclear exosome (RNase complex). Lineage: Eukaryota; Metazoa; Chordata; Ceratodontiformes; Protopteridae. The transcript is spliced from 20 exons.